This is a messenger RNA of Penicillium manginii, 2088 nucleotides long. RefSeq lists its product as uncharacterized. NCBI's taxonomy places the organism in Eukaryota, Fungi, Ascomycota, Eurotiomycetes, Eurotiales, Aspergillaceae. The coding region runs from base 1 to 2088 and encodes 695 amino acids. The record is from RefSeq and is a predicted model, not a curated record. The transcript is spliced from 5 exons.
AUGACUGUCACGAGUACGGUGAUGCAGAACCGCCGGGCCCAUGCCUCGGGAAAGCGCCCGCUGCGACUGCCCAUCAUCGCCCCCAAGGAAGAAUCCCCCGGUAAAUUAGAGAGUGGCCUGAUUGCUCCUCCACGUAUCCGUCUACCUCCGCGAUCAAGAACUGGCUGCUGGUAUCAAUGCACUCGUCUCGGCCACAGCUGUGACUACCGCCCUCGACUGGCCUUUCGCGAUGACACCCCUCGCAUCAUGGGCCGCAUGGCCGACGUAAAAACCGAUGGCAACAUCGUCUGGGAUCUUUCCUCCCCGCCUGUCAGUGAGGAGAAGGCCGAUUAUUUCUCCUGCAAGGAAGCUCUCCCCGUCUUCGCCCUCCUCACUUCGGAUGAGGACAGGGAAAAGAAGGCCGAGGGCAGCAGUCCUGGUACUUUCCACGUUGUCGUGACUCCAGACAGUUUCUCGGCCUUGCCUGAAUAUUCCGAUGAUGGCGAUAGGUCACGAUCCAACGGUGCGUCGGAGUCUGUAAGCUCUGCGGCGACGAGUCCCAUUACUGGCAUUGUCAAGUCAGAAGGUACUCGGAUCCUCAGUGAAGAUCCCAAUGUGGUCAUCUUGAAGACUUUUGAAGAUACAACGCGCCGGUCUUUAUCGACGGGGAGGAUGUCGCAGAUUUCACCUACGUCGGAGAUCUCGGAUCCUUUCUGUUCUCUCUCUCUUUCUCCUAUUCUUGAUUCUCUCCCUUCUCCUGUUCUCUUUGAGGAUGAUCAGCCGUCGUUCAUUGUUGAGAGUUUAAAUCAACAUCAACCAAGUCAGGACACAACUCUCUUUGCGCAUUUCCGACAUGUCGUCUGGAAACAAUUAUUUCCUCAUGACCGCAGUCGAGAUGAUUCAUUCGGUCUAGAAACCCAUGGUAUGACUCUGAGUGUGGAAUUUCUCGAGCGCGAGGCGGCUCGUUUCCCUCCUCUUUCCCACGCUAUCAUGGCUGUAUCAGCUUUGAGUCUCUCACACAGCGGCACUGGACAGAGUCUCGAUGCUUUGCAGUAUUACCAGCAAGCAUUCCCAUCUCUUCAAAUCAGCCUCCGCAACAACGACGACCUCGUCUCCGACGGACUAUUCCUCACCCAUUUCCUCCUUCUGAUCUACGAGGUCGCAGCAGCCGAACCCCACGGCUCAAACCUCUGGUCCCAUCACAUCUCCCGCCUCCUCCACAUAACCUUCCUCCGCCGCAACCAAUACGGCCACGAACCACACCCCUUUAUCCUCUGGUGGAUCUGCCAUAUCGACCUCUACGCCCUCCUCAGCGGCGCCGGAACAGGCGAAUUCAUCCGCGCCAUCCUAGACAACCAAAUGCUCCCCUCCCCAGAAAGCCUCCUCUACCCCUCCACCCCGGAAGGCUACAGCAUAAUCUAUGCCGACGAACACGACUCCCUCCCAACCCUCAUGCGCCUCUACACCUCAACAUUCAAACUAACCGCCCGCCUCGGCUUCCUAGCCACCCAACUCCGCCACGAAAAAUCCACCCUCCCGUUCGCAGACUUCAACGCGCGCGCCGCGGAAAUCGCCUCCAUCCGCACAUCCCUCUCCUCCCUCUGGGACACCCCAGACGUAUCAUUCUGGUCCGCCAACCGCACCGCCCUACCGCUCCGCUCAUCAGAAAUCCUCCAACAAUCCCUCGCGCUCUUCCACGCAGCCCAACUCUUUUCAUACAGCAGUAUGUGGCCAGGCCAACGCCUCGAAAGCGACUGCGACUUCAGCCCAGACAGCGAAAUAGACCACCACGCGUCAGAAAUCCUGCUAAUCGCCGAGCGCACGACGCAGACGAGACGCGCGGAUCGGCAUUUCCUCGUUUUCCCGCUGUUUCUGGCUGGGGCGACGGCUUCGGCGAGCGGGUUGAAGAUGAUGGCUAUGGAGUUGAUGACGGGGAUGGAGGAUGAGGAGGAUGGGUUGGGGCGCAAUGCGGCUACUACGCGGGCUAUCUUGCAGACUGUUUAUGAGAGGCAGCUGGAGAGGCUUAUGCGGGUUGGGCAUACUUUGGAUGUGGAUUGGGCGGAUCUUAUGGUUAAGGAGGGUUUGCAGAUGGUUAAUUUUGGGUUUUAG